This is a messenger RNA of Staurois parvus, 741 nucleotides long. Lineage: Eukaryota; Metazoa; Chordata; Amphibia; Anura; Ranidae. The record is from the annotation of a GenBank genome assembly.
GACCCUCCUCUGCUGGACCGGGAUGCCUUACUGGAUAUGGAGGUGGAGAGCCCGACUCCUCCUAUACAGGCUGAGCACAGCUAUUCGCUGAGUGAAGACUCCGCCCCACAGAGUCCCGCCCUCACUAUAAAGGAGGAAGAUGAAGACAGCCCCAGCGAACCUGGGAGCGCAGUGUGGGCCCUGGAGCAUGAGCUGUGUUCAUUACUGGUGAAACAGGAACAGAACAUGUUAUCACAGGCAGAGCCCACAUACCCGACAAGUGCACCUCUGGAACAAGCACUGGGGCCAGGGGUUCUGCAGAAUGACGAGAAUGUCUGCAGGACACCAAUAUCACAUAUAAAGGUAGAACCAGGAGUACCAAACCACCUGCUGAAUAUACCACAAGAUGUAAUGGGGGUCAUGCCCUUAACUCCUCCCAGUAGCCAUAGCAGUGAUAGUGAUGGAUCUCAAAGUCCACGAUCUCUUCCGCCUCCCAGCCCUGCCCGUCCAGUACCCCGAUCCUCCCAUGCCAUCUCAUCAUCACCGCUCCUCACUGCCCCUCAUAAACUGCAAGGGACAUCGGGACCUUUAAUGCUGACGGAGGAAGAAAGGCGGACAUUAGUUGCUGAGGGCUACCCCAUUCCUACCAAACUCCCGCUCACUAAAACUGAGGAGAAAGCUCUGAAAAGAGUGCGCAGGAAAAUAAAAAACAAGAUCUCAGCCCAGGAAAGCCGGAGGAAGAAGAAGGAAUAUGUAGAGUGC